AAAACAAUGAACUCCCUCAUGUUUUUUAAUUUACGGCACCGCAAUUUUCUCAUAUGUUUUAUUGCUAGCUCACAGAAAGCAGAUAGCCAAAACGUACGAGAGAAAUUUUGUAUUCUGCCUGUAUCAUACAAUUGCUUUGUUUCUCAGUUCUGUGUAAUAACUGCACAUAUCUGCUGUUUAGUGGUCUGAAUUGUUUGCCAACGGUACUGAAGCUAGCUGGCUGUCAUAAUCAUCAACACAAGAGACAGCAAGAAGACAAUAUAGCAAUCGUUACUGCAAAGCUGACAUAAUGGCAUCGUUGGCUGCACACGAGCCGAGUAUAAGCCCAAAUUCGAUACCAGUCCUCGCAGACGCUCUGAUGCCCGCGAGCAUUUUCGCUCCGGAUGGAGGAGGUUGUGGAGAUCAUGACGCCGGGGAAGAGUGCUUCGAGGACGGUGACCUCUUCAACGGCGAGACCGGGGAUCUCGGUAUUGACUUCACUAGCAAGUUGGCCCUGGUCAGCCCAAAUGGAGAGCAGUAUGACUCGUUACUACGACAACUCCGGGAGAGGAUGGACGAGGGUUGUGGGGAGACCAUCUACGUUGUUGGGAUGGGCUCAGAUGGAGGUGACUAUGGUCUGGAUGAGGGAGACAUGGAGGCGUCUGUAGCCACAGUUCAGUCCCUGUGUGAGCAGACAGAGUCAGAGUUGAUCCUGCUGAGGGAGCGUAUCGAAGCUGGGGGGCAGGUACGCGACUACCUCAUCCGCCGACGCGUGGGUGAUCAAGACUUCCUGGAGGUCAGGGUAGCGGUGGUGGGUAACGUGGAUGCAGGUAAGAGCACCCUGCUGGGGGUGUUGACCCACGGGGAACUGGACAACGGCAGGGGGUUCGCCCGCCAGAAACUCUUCAGACACAAACACGAAAUGGAGAGUGGCAGGACCAGCAGUGUGGGGAACGACAUCCUGGGCUUCGACCAGAAGGGACAGGUGGUGAAUAAGCCAGACAGCCAUGGUGGCAGUCUAGACUGGACUAAGAUCUGUGAGAGGUCCUCUAAGGUCAUCACCUUCAUAGACCUAGCUGGACAUGAGAAGUAUCUCAAGACCACGGUGUUUGGAAUGACUGGACACCUGCCUGACUUCUGCAUGCUCAUGGUGGGCAGUAAUGCAGGUAUCGUAGGGAUGACUAAGGAGCAUCUAGGUCUGGCCCUGGCCCUCAAUGUGCCUGUGUUCGUAGUGGUCACCAAGAUAGACAUGUGUCCUGCCAACAUCCUACAAGAGACGUUGAAGCUGCUCCAGAGGUUACUAAAGUCCCCAGGCUGCAGAAAGAUCCCUGUUCUGGUCCAAAACAAAGAUGACGUCAUCGUCACAGCCUCCAACUUCAGUUCUGAGAGGAUGUGUCCAAUCUUCCAGAUCUCCAAUGUGACAGGAGAGAACAUGGACCUGCUGAAGAUGUUCCUCAACCUGCUGUCUUCUAAAACCUCCUUCAGAGAAGACGAACCUGCAGAGUUCCAGAUAGAUGACACCUACUCAGUACCGGGUGUAGGCACAGUCGUUUCAGGGACUACUUUACGUGGAUUGAUACGUCUGAAUGACACAAUGCUGUUAGGCCCAGACCCACUAGGCAGUUUCCUCCCCAUUGCAGUCAAAUCUAUCCACAGGAAGAGGAUGCCAGUCAAGGAGGUGAGAGGUGGACAGACUGCCUCCUUCGCCCUCAAAAAGAUCAAGCGUUCGUCCAUAAGGAAAGGCAUGGUGAUGGUGUCCCCCAGGUUAAACCCACAGGCAUCAUGGGAGUUUAUGGCUGAGAUUCUGGUUCUGCACCACCCAACUACGAUAUCACCCCGCUACCAGGCCAUGGUGCACUGUGGCAGCAUCAGGCAGACAGCCACUAUCCUGACCAUGAACAGAGACUGUCUACGAACAGGGGACAAGGCAUCGGUCCACUUCCGCUUCAUCAAGACCCCCGAGUACCUCCACACAGACCAGAGACUGGUGUUCAGAGAGGGACGCACCAAGGCUGUGGGCACCAUCACCAAGCUGCUGCAGUCGACCAAUAAUCUGCCAUCAAACUUCAAACCCCCGCAAAUCAAAAUGCAGUCUACGAAAAAGGCCCCGUACCGCAGAGAGGAUGGAGCCACGCCAGCCAAUGAGGACGAAGCUAGCACAGCCCGACCAGACAGUCCGCACCAAUCGCAACAACCGACAGAGGGGGAGGCUGACCCUCAGAGUAAUGAGGGAAACAAAGAGAGCAAGACAAAGUCAGGAGGAGCGAGCAGGAGACGAGGAGGACAGAGACAUAAAGGCAAAUCAAACCAGAGCAGCUCCACCACAGCAGCCCUGUCAUCAGCAGGCACAGGAGGUUCCUAAACUACACCCCUCUCAGCCCUCAAACUACAGUACUUCCUCCAUCCACCUGUUUCAGCAGACUACUACCCCCCCCCUUCCCAAAACUACUCCACCACUAACCCCAGUCGAAAAAAAUGGGGUCGUAAAUGGCCCUGUCCCCACCUCUCUCCCUCUAUACCACCCUGCUAUCUAUCGCCUUAUCAAGUGUCUUUAUCACUCAUACCAGAGAAAGUCUUAAGAGGGACUAGGUGAAAAGCAGCUCCCGAAGGGGAGACACAGCUCUGUGCUUGUAGAUGGUUACCUCUGCCUCCUCAUCUUAACUCCGAUUAGUUUAGAAAGCAUCCUUAUAUUUACAGUAUAUGAACCUGAUAUGCCUUCUUUCAUUGGGUCUAUAGUGAGAAUCACUGUAAUACUGUGUAUAUUUAAUCAUGGGCCCGAAGUCACAACAUGAGCAGCUAUUCCCUUACAGUAGAGUAACCCAGCUCCAUGCACUAUAGCUCAUUGUUUCUCUGUUUAGCAGGCAUACUAGUUUCUCUCAUUUCCUAUUUACCACUAGAAUCCCCCAAUAUGACAUAAUGAAGCAUGUUUUCUAUUUAAUUUUAUACUAAAAUGUAAAGAUUAAUGAAAGGAAGGUCACAACUGUCAAAGUGAAUGGUACAUUUUAGUGGGCCUUCAUUUUGAGUGAAAUAUUGUAGAUAAGAUGUUUUAUUGGCUAUUUAUGGCCAUCAGUGAAACCAUAAGGAAACCCAGGGUUUGUCUGACUCAUCACAUACUUGUCCUUUCUCAUUUGGGAAAAAGUCCAUGGCCCGGAAACUGAUAAGCGGUUGAGUGUUUGUAGGCGAAAUUGAAAAAUAUCCUCCGCUCCUCGAUAGCCACCUUUCAUGGAGGCCAGUGAUGUGUAUCCUCUUCUCUGAAGAGUUAACAACUAUACCCCCUGUGAAUCAGCUGUUGUUUUCUGACAAAAACAUGCACAACUAAAUGCAUUUAUCACUUUUACACUGAUUUUGGGAUCACACCUGUAAAUGAAAUUUGCCUGAGCAGAGGAGUCAUUUCAUACAAGUUCCUAUUUUUCAGGAGGCAAGAGGAGUUGAAGGCCACUUGUCCUGUCUAAAAUAAAUUAUUCCAUUUACACUGAAAAAGGUUUAUUUAAGAAUAUAAUGUACACUUGAUUAGCAACUGUUUAAGUGAGACAUUGAUUGUAAUAAUAGUUGGUGCUGUUUGGACCAUCACUGUUUACAUAGUUGUGGAAUUCCAUUUGCUUCUGACAUUCACCAAUAAAACAGGCUUUAUUGAUCUCUGA
Molecule: messenger RNA, 3620 nt
Organism: Salmo salar (Atlantic salmon)
Lineage: Eukaryota; Metazoa; Chordata; Actinopteri; Salmoniformes; Salmonidae
Product: GTP-binding protein 1
Biological process (GO): translational elongation
Molecular function (GO): GTPase activity; GTP binding; translation elongation factor activity
Source: RefSeq, a predicted model, not a curated record